AUUUGUGGUUGAUAAGCCACCGGUGGUUAGGAUAAAGCGUUUCCUUCCGAUUUGAUUAAGAAAGUCGUUAUUUGGGUCCAACUUCAGUUUUCACUGUUACAAAAUGACGAAAGGUUCUUACAGUGUUGGUGACAAUGACCACCAACCUUCAAGAAGAGAUACGUCUUACAAAUCAUUCAUUUGUGUCCUUUUGAUUUUUUUGUUCAUUUGUUUGAUAAUUCUGUUAGCUGCUAUUGGUUGGGGAAGUGGACAUGGUCGUAAUAAUUUGGAGAAAACUCCUAAAGAAACAUCAAAUCAGAGGGAUAGUCAGGUCGAAGUUUUGGAACGGAAACGUUCACAACAAUCGAACAAUACUUUUGAAAAAUUAAUCGUUGCUGAAACCACGACUUUCGUCAAUAAAAUCGUAAAUACGAUUCCUGAAAGUACUACUGAAAAAUUGGAAAAAAAGAUACUGCGUGAUAAAGAGUGGCCAAUAACUAGGCCUGUGGAGGAAAGUACAACAAAAAUUUUUGAAAGCGUAACAACUAUUACAACUCCCGAAGCAACAACAGAAGAAAACGUGGUUACAAGUACUGAUUCAGUAGUUGUAACAAAAUUAGAAAAAUUAGAUACAACACAAGUUACACUAAAUGUUACCAAGGGCCAAGGUUUUGUUGAAACUACGACUUCUGAUUAUGAAACCACUGACGAAAUUUCGAAUCAAAACGUUUCAACUGUUACGCAAAAUUUAGCCAAAGAAACGGAAUUUUCUGAAACUACUACGUUGGAAUAUGGAACCACUGAAGAAAUUUCGGGACAAAAUGUUUCAACUGUUGCACAAAACGUGUCUAAAACCGCAAAAUUAGUUGAUAACACGUUUUCCGAAACUACUACAGAAAUGUUCACACAAAAUGUUACCACUGAAGUGUCGAUCAUGGAAUCAGAAGCAAUCACGGAACCAACCCCUCAAAAAACGCCCUCCGCCUUGACCAAGUCCUCAAACCCGGUUUGCGAAAGCGUAAUUUGCAAAACCACAUCUUCGCGAAUUCUAAGCAUGAUGAACCAUUCGGCCGACCCUUGUGACGACUUUUACGAAUUUGCUUGUGGCCGCAUGUACGAAAUUGAGGAGGAAUCAGUCGAGUUCCACGAUCGUGAAAUGUUAACAAACCAAUUGGCUUUGAUCAUAGAUUCCUCCCCCAAAUACUUGAAGGACUUCAAACAGUUUUACCAAACUUGUCUCCAACACGAGGACGAUUUCAAUUACCGGCCCCGAAUGAACAAACUUGAAGUUUUGUUGAACGAAGUCGGAGAGUUUCACUUUGGUGAUGAUUCAGCCGAGGUUGAUUUAACCGAUCUCGUGGCUCAGUUGCUUCUACGUCAGUCGAUGCCACUGUUUGAUGUCGGCUUAGACGUGGACAAACACACCUCUAAGUUAAUUCUCCAAUUGACUUUACCACAACAAAGCUUUUUGCGCACCGGAACAAAUAACUGGUCCGGUUUGUCACACUUGAAAAACCAAUGCUUGAAAAAACAGAUCGGGCUAAUUCGCGGUUCGUUUGUAAAUCUGAACGAAACGUACAAAUCGUACCAGGACUGCCACCACAAUUACAGGACUUAUCUCAAUUCUAUCGAAUUUUUGAUGCGGGAGUUGGCAGCGUUCCAAAAUUUAACUCCCGAAGUUCUGUUUAAGGAAAUCGUAGCCACGCGGCAAAAUAUUGAAUUUGAAGUUUUAAACAAUCUCGAUUCGUUGCCAUCACCAGCCGAUAUUUUGCGCCAGUUCAUCCAAAAGCAAUACGAAGUGCGCAAGCUAUCCGACCUGAAAUUCCAUUACCCGGUUUUGGACUGGAUUAGGCUUUUCCAGAUAAUGACCGGGCGCCAAAUUGCCGAAAACACAACCAUUCAGAUUUAUUUCAGCGAUUAUUUCAAGCAAAUUUUUGCAUCGCUUGCGCGAAUCGACAAGAAGAAAUUAAACAACGCCCUAUUGGCAAUCCACGCCUACGACCUGUACAUAAACACAGUCGUGCCGAAGGAGAAAAACACGCGGGAAAAAUUCUGUACGGACUUGGCCAAACAAUUAUUUCCCGAAGUUUGGUCCCAGCUUGUCCACAGUUCGGCCAAAGACCGGGAGAAGUUGAACGGUCAAGUCGGUGGCAUUUUCGGUGUUUUGAAGACGCAUUUUUGCAAAAAACUUCUCACCGCUGAGUGGAUUGAUGACGACACGAGGACGGCAAUUGUGAACAAGUGUAACAAUUUGAAUUUGGUUUUUUUCACUCCGUGUGACGAAGCUACGAUUGUUGAUAAUUACGAGGACUUGAACGUCACUUCCAACUUUCAAGGGAACUUAAUCAAUAGUCUUGUCCACUUCAAACAGAGGGUUUAUUCAACACAAGGGACCCCAAUUUCGGCCAAAACAAUAUUUUCGUACUUUGUGGACCCUCUGGACACCAAGCCCUUAACAUUUUAUUCAAAUCCGUUAAUUGCUGUUCCUUUGGGCUUGAUGCGCAAAGCCCCUCAGGGUCUUCCUGAUUAUUUGACUAUGACCCGCGUUGGUUUUUCUUUAGCCCGUCAAAUAGCCCGGCAUUUUGACCCCACGGGAAUGACCUACGGGGUCAAAUUAAAAUCUUUUUCAAAAUCCACUUAUUCCGAAUUUGUCGAAACCAUGAAAAAUCUAAUGGACUAUUCAAGCCCCAGACUGUUCGAGGGACGAAACAUCAGUUUCAGUCUGAACGGGUUGUUGUCAGUGAACGAAAGAAUCGUCGAUAACACGGCUUUUCGCCUAGUUUUCGACUCGUUGAAUCUUCAACCAGACCAGGAUAUUUUGCCCUGGAUUUCGGCGCAAUAUUCCCGCGAAAAAAUCGCCUUCAUAGCGACAGCUCAAGAAUUUUGCACGAAAACAACAAUUCUGGACUUCAUGUUGCAAGUUUUCGAAAAGCGCCACUUGCCGGCGGUUCUCCGCGUCGAAAACAUUAUGGGAAAUUCGGAAGAUUUGGCGAAUAAAUUCGCGUGUCCUGACGGCUCAGGCAUGGAUUUUUACGUCAAGUUGCAGUUUCCUUACUUGACCAAAGUCGAAGAAGAGUACGAGGAUGAGGAACAAUUGCAACAGAAUAAAUGAUUUGCAAAAAAAAAUAAUUAUAAAGGUCGUUUUUUGAUAAAUAAAGUUAGCGGAAAAGA
Tribolium castaneum (red flour beetle) is the source of this 3150-nucleotide messenger RNA. Its product is annotated as neprilysin-11. Gene Ontology annotation, cellular component: plasma membrane. The coding region runs from base 104 to 3091 and encodes 995 amino acids. The transcript has 12 exons. Lineage: Eukaryota; Metazoa; Arthropoda; Insecta; Coleoptera; Tenebrionidae. Gene Ontology annotation, biological process: protein processing. Gene Ontology annotation, molecular function: metalloendopeptidase activity. The record is from RefSeq and is a predicted model, not a curated record.